AUGCACACUCUUUAUGCGCACAAUUUCACACGGACGUUCCGAAUCGAACGUCUCACCCCCGAGCCUGUCUGGCAAGCGAUGCUGGAAAACUCGGCAGAGCAAGUGCGUGUUUAUUUUGAUCAAGUCAAGGCGGUCAGUCCGCGCCCUCUGAAGGAUCUGGUUGAGAAUCGGGUCCCGUAUAGCGACCAAGGUUGGUGCAAGGCGGAGGUGGAGUGGUCCUCAACCCGAGACUUCACGGCCAAGAAUCAGCGCAUUGACGCUGCUGCUGCGGAGGAGGAGUGCUCUGGCCUGAAAGGCCGAGUUCCGACUACUCCCGAACUGUUUGAAGCCCAAAUGUCUAAGGCCAAGUUUACCCACCGCGCAGAUGCCGGAAGUGUACAGUUUUUGCAAGCCAAAAUCUAUCACCAAAAGGUCUCGGCUUGUCAGGAGGCAGUGUUUGAGCACUUGCCUACAGCAGAAGUGGCCAAGCUGGCAGCAGCGCUCCCGCAUUACAAGCAGCUCCGAACUUUGUGCUUAUGGAACUUCGACUGCGGCGUGGACGAAGCCGAAGCACUUGGCGAGGCCAUCGGCUACCAUCCGACCCUCCAAGAGCUGGAGAUGCAGGCCCUGGUGGAGGCUCAUUUGGUAGCGGCGCUUUCCGAAGCCUUGAAACGCACUACCACCAUCACCUCUGUCGACUUGGCUGGCAAUCACAUCUGUGAUGAGGGUGAGAAGGCCCGUGUGGGUGUUUGGAUAGCUUGGUGGACUUUUUGCCUCCUUGUCGCCUUUGUGUGCCAGGCUCUCGCUGAAGCUCUUCAGCACAACAACACGUUGACCACCCUCGACUUGCAGGACAACUGUAUCGGUGCUGAGGGUGGAAAGGCCCAUGCUUUCGCAAAAGCUCUCCAGCACAACAAAACGGUCACCACCCUCAACUUGAAUGGCAACAAAAUCGGCGAUGAGGGUGCUCAGGCUUUUGCUGAAGCUCUCCAGCACAACAACACGCUCGCCGCCGUCAACUUUAAUUACAACGAUAUCUGCGCUUCAGAUCUGGCUUCUGGGCUGGAGACGGAAACGGCUGUUCUUUCAGAACAUCCCCGCAUCAAGGCUCUCGCUCAAGCUCUCCGGCACGACAACACGUUGACCACCCUCGACUUGCAGUGGAGCAGCAUCGGCGAGGAGGGUGCUCAGGCUCUCGCUGAAGCCCUUGAGCACAACAACACGGUAACCACCCUCAACUUGAAGUCGAACGAUAUCGGUGCUGAGGGUGGGAAGGCUCUCGCUGAAGCUCUUCAGCACAACAACACGUUGACCACCCUCAACUUGGCGGCGAGUGAUGUCGGUGCUGAGGGUGGGAAGGCCCGUGUGAGUGUUUGGGGAGCCUGGUGGACUUUUUUGCCUCCUUGUUGGCUUUGUGUGCCAGGCUUUUGCUGA
Symbiodinium pilosum is the source of this 1413-nucleotide messenger RNA. Lineage: Eukaryota; Dinophyceae; Suessiales; Symbiodiniaceae. The record is from the annotation of a GenBank genome assembly.